Messenger RNA from Aureobasidium pullulans EXF-150, 675 nucleotides. RefSeq lists its product as uncharacterized. NCBI's taxonomy places the organism in Eukaryota, Fungi, Ascomycota, Dothideomycetes, Dothideales, Saccotheciaceae. The transcript has a single exon. Bases 1 to 675 code for a protein of 224 amino acids. The record is from RefSeq and is a predicted model, not a curated record. Gene Ontology annotation, molecular function: acyltransferase activity, transferring groups other than amino-acyl groups.
AUGCCUCUCCUUCUGCUACCGAUGGUCUUCUCAGACUUUGACGAGAUUAUUGCACAAACACGAACCGCCCCCGUAGGCAAUGACCUUGUCGCCAACCCCGUUCCAACUUGCUGGCCAGUGAAAGAUCAAGAAAGCGCCCACGCGCGAGCAAAAUGGCAUCUCGAACGACAACGUGAACGAUUCCUCCAAGACAAAACAGCUUUCUAUCUGAAGGUGGUGGACACCGACGACAACUUUAACAUAGCUGGCAUCGCUCGUUGGCACUACUACCCAGAAGGAUACUCGUUUGAAACACAUGGUCAUUGGGAGAAGUCGAAUUGGGACACCAGUGUUGAUACCACUGCUUGGAACUGGGAACUGCAUGACCGCAUCCUGGAGUUGCGCGAUCGAUCAAGAGAGUCAUGGAUGUUGCCCGCGAAAUCACCUUGCUGGAUCUUGACUCAUCUUGUCACUUUGCCGGAACAGCGAGGACGAGGAGUUGGAAAGAUGCUCGUUCAAUGGGGGAUGGAAUGUGCUGUCAAGAGCGGAUUGAAAGCGUACUUGGAGGCAGGUGUCAUGGGCAUGGAUCUGUAUGCUCGUUGGGGCUUUGGCACGGUCGGCGAAGCCAUCCUCAUCAAGGAUUCGUAUGGCCAAGUUCUGUUCCAGAUGGCGAAGAUGGUUUAUCCGACCAAAUGA